Molecule: messenger RNA, 1480 nt
Organism: Monosiga brevicollis MX1
Lineage: Eukaryota; Choanoflagellata; Craspedida; Salpingoecidae
Exons: 6
Coding region: 1-975 (324 amino acids)
Source: RefSeq, a predicted model, not a curated record
AUGGAGGCUGGCCGCUCCAGCAGUAGUGGGGCUGGACUAAGCGCUUCCCCUCCGGCGUCAAAGGCGCUGCCCUUCCUCCAAAACAAUCGUUUGCCCGUCGCCGUGCGUCUGCAGCCCCACCGCGAUGCCUUCCAGCAGUUGUGCGAAGCUACGCCUGCCUACCAGCCCCUCUUGGCUCGACUGCGUACCGAGUACGAUGCCGUCAUCAUGGACUUGGAUGCACGCAUCCAAGAACUCGUGGCUCUGCGCCAACAGUCGGCUUUGACCGAACAGCGCCACCUGCAAGAAGUCGAUCGCCUACGCGAACACGCUCGCAAUGAGCAUGCAUCUGCUACCGUACAUGUAGACGACUCGCGCCGACAAAUACGCGAGCAGCAACACCGCAUCGCUGAUCUUGAAGCCCAAGUACAACGCCUCAGUGACGAACUGGUGCUGGAGUCGGAGCGUGGUCGAAAUGAAAAGGCUGCCCGCUUGCUGAUGGUGAACCGCUUGCACCAAUACUCGGCCGAAGGCCUAGUCGCGACACCUUCACACAACCUGAGUGGCUCUGCAAACGCCGCUCUCCAUGCCCAAAGCGUCAAUCUGCAAGCUUCCCCAUUGCCAAGUGGCUUGCACAUGGCAGACUCGGUCAUCGAGGCUGAGUUGGCCACGCUGCAGCUGAAAAAUCAGCAGCUGCAGACGGAACUUGACCGCGUCGUCACCAAUUUUCGGGAAGCUGUCACAGUGCGCGAUCCGCAAAUGCAGCAACGGCUCUUAGAAGCAGAGAAUAACCUUGCCGCGGCACGCCUCGAAAAUCACGACUUGCACGCACGCGUCGAAACGCUGUCCAGCACUCACGAACAGAUGAAAGCUCGUAUGGAGCGAGAAGCCAAACUCUUAUUAACGACCCAAGUCGAGUUGGCUCGCGUGCGCCAAAAGCUGGAGGCCGCGGGGUUGGAGGAUGUUGCUUUCCUCUGCUACACCCGUACCUUCUAGUGAUCGAGGAGAAUAAGUUACCUCCCACACAAGCCGAAUCCGUCCGGCAACUCUUUCGAACGUCGGCUCGCUUGACCGACCUCGAGUGGACGUUGGAAGAGACACGUCUCUGCUUGCAUGACAUCGCACAAACACUGCGCCUCGGCUCCACCGACACAAUGCUGUUGGAGGACGUCGUCGCCACUUACGCCGAUGACAAUGCUGAGGCGCUCUUGACCAACGCUGAGACACUUCUUCGCAACAUUUAUGCUGCGUGCACAGUGUACGCCAGUUUGGUGCCGGCAGCGCACGAGUUUUUGACCUGGAUUCGAGGCGGCCCGGAGGCGCCUGUGCUCAGUGAAUUGGCUGAGUUGGCGGCGCAUGCUGACCACGUGGCACCUCUGUAGGCGCUGUGCGCUCCUUUUUGACUAUGUCGCGUCGCAAAAGCUAUUCCCUUGCCGUGCCACCAUGAAUGUAAAACUGAUUCAACUGAAUUGAGCGCUCUGAGAGCAGCUCGAGCGAUGGC